Messenger RNA from Ipomoea triloba (trilobed morning glory), 1710 nucleotides. Its product is annotated as probable WRKY transcription factor 31. The coding region runs from base 69 to 1538 and encodes 489 amino acids. The transcript has 5 exons. NCBI's taxonomy places the organism in Eukaryota, Viridiplantae, Streptophyta, Magnoliopsida, Solanales, Convolvulaceae. Gene Ontology annotation, molecular function: DNA-binding transcription factor activity; sequence-specific DNA binding. The record is from RefSeq and is a predicted model, not a curated record. Gene Ontology annotation, biological process: regulation of DNA-templated transcription.
ACUUCAUAUACCCAUUUCUCUCUCUCUAUUCUUCCAUUCUCAGAUAGCUUUGAUUUGUAUCUCCAUUUAUGGAGAAAGGAGGAUGGGGGUUAACCCUUAAGAGCUCAGAAAGCGUUGAGAUUUUCAUUGAAAAACGGGCAAAGACUCUAAAUGAAGUUGACUUCUUCUCCGAGAAGAAACCGCCGCCGCCUGCGGCGGUGCUUGUGAAGAAGGAGAUGCCGGAUUUGAACGUAAACACUGGGUUAGAGCUUGUGAUGGCUAAUAAUGGCGGAAAAGAGAACCAAUCAACCGUAGAUGACUGUGCGGCGCCGGAGCUGGAACGACGGCCAGCUAAGAGUGAGGUGGGAAGAUUGCAAGGGGAGUUAGAAAGAAUGAAGGAUGAAAACCAGAGAUUGAAAGGGAUGCUUUCUCAAGCCACCGACACCUAUGGCGCCUUGCACAUGUAUUUUCUCACACUAGUUCAGCAACAAACAUACGAGGUGGGGGAUGGAAAGAGAACAGUCACAGCAAGACAGUUCUUGGACACGGCCGCUGCCGGCGGUCAGACAGACGAGGCAUCCCACAAUUCUCGUACCUUGUCGGGGGAGAGAACGGAGUCUGAAUCGCCUGGGAAGAAGGUAGAAGCAGCGGUGUCGAGGUCGCAUGAAGGGAGUAGUAGGGAAGAAAGCGCAGAUUCUGCUAACAAAGUUCCCAGAUUAUUGAAUCCUCCUUCGAAACCUCUUGAUGAUGAUGAUGCUGCUGCUUCUGCUUCUGCGGCGGCGACGAUGAGGAAAGCCCGUGUCUCCGUCCGUGCCCGCUCCGAAGCCUCCAUGAUUAGUGAUGGAUGUCAAUGGAGAAAAUAUGGGCAAAAAAUGGCGAAAGGAAACCCAUGCCCACGAGCCUAUUACCGUUGCACCAUGGCCGUUGGUUGUCCGGUUCGCAAACAAGUGCAAAGAUGUUCCGAUGACCGUGCAGUCUUGAAGACAACCUACGAAGGCACACACAACCAUCCCCUACCGCCGGCCGCCAUGGCGAUGGCGUCGACCACCUCUGCCGCCGCGAAUAUGCUUCUCUCCGGCGCCGUGCCGAGCGGUGAUGUGAUGAUGAACCCUAAUUUCUAUGGAAGAGCCAUUUUUCCAUCUGGUAGCAUUGCUACAAUUUCUGCUUCUGCACCUUUUCCUACUAUCACAUUGGAUCUUACCCAUCAACCCCUCAAUUCUUUGCCUAAUUACACAAGACCCCCAAUUGCCCAAUUCCCUUUCUCUAAUGCCCCUCGAAAUCCUCAACAUUAUGUUUCGCCCCCUCAAGUUUUUGGGCAGGCAGGUUUGUAUAAUAACCACUCAAAGUUUUCAGGGCUACAAGUUUCUAAUACCCUUCAACACCCUUCGUUUGCUCAUGGCGGCGCCACCACGGCUGCCGCCAUCACCGCCGAUCCCAACUUCACCGCCGCCCUUGCGGCCGCCAUCUCCUCCAUCAUCAAUGGUUCACAGCACAUUCCUGCCCACAACAACCCUUCAAGCAAUAGCAACCAGACUAGCAGUUUUUUGCCGGCGAAAUAAUAUUGGAAUUUAAUUUAAGUAAUGUGUUACACUUUUGUCUAUUGCUUAUAACAAGCCUAUUUAAUACUUACUGUAAAUUAGGGUUUUUUUCUCCUCCUUUCAAGAACUUGAAAAUCAUAAAAUUAGUGUCAUUGAGUUUCAAAUAAGAUAUGAUCCAGACCCGAUUAUAUUA